Molecule: messenger RNA, 3386 nt
Organism: Budorcas taxicolor (takin)
Lineage: Eukaryota; Metazoa; Chordata; Mammalia; Artiodactyla; Bovidae
Gene: GNA12
Product: G protein subunit alpha 12
Exons: 4
Coding region: 1-1149 (382 amino acids)
Biological process (GO): adenylate cyclase-modulating G protein-coupled receptor signaling pathway; Rho protein signal transduction
Cellular component (GO): brush border membrane; heterotrimeric G-protein complex
Molecular function (GO): D5 dopamine receptor binding; G-protein beta/gamma-subunit complex binding; GTPase activity
Source: RefSeq, a predicted model, not a curated record
AUGUCCGGCGUGGUGCGGACCCUCAGCCGCUGCCUGCUGCCGGCCGAGGCCGGCGGGGCCCGCGAGCGCAGGGCGGGCGGCGGCGGGGCCCGCGACGCGGAGCGCGAGGCGCGGCGGCGCAGCCGGGACAUCGACGCGGGGCUGGCCCGCGAGCGGCGCGCCGUGCGGCGCCUCGUCAAGAUCCUGCUGCUGGGCGCGGGCGAGAGCGGCAAGUCCACCUUCCUCAAGCAGAUGCGCAUCAUCCACGGCCGCGAGUUCGACCAGAAGGCGCUGCUCGAGUUCCGCGACACCAUCUUCGACAACAUCCUCAAGGGCUCGAGGGUUCUGGUCGAUGCACGAGACAAGCUCGGUAUCCCCUGGCAGUACUCUGAAAAUGAGAAGCACGGGAUGUUCCUCAUGGCUUUCGAGAACAAGGCAGGGCUGCCCGUGGACCCCGCCACCUUCCAGCUGUACGUGCCCGCCCUGAGCGCGCUCUGGGGGGACUCCGGCAUCAGGGAGGCGUUCAGCCGCAGGAGCGAGUUCCAGCUGGGUGAAUCGGUGAAGUACUUCCUGGAUAACUUGGACCGGAUUGGCCAGCUGAACUACUUCCCGAGCAAGCAGGACAUCCUGCUGGCAAGGAAGGCCACCAAGGGCAUCGUGGAACACGACUUUGUCAUCAAGAAGAUCCCCUUCAAAAUGGUGGACGUGGGUGGCCAGCGGUCCCAGCGCCAGAAGUGGUUCCAGUGCUUCGACGGGAUCACGUCCAUCCUGUUCAUGGUCUCGUCCAGCGAGUAUGACCAGGUGCUCAUGGAGGACAGGCGCACCAACCGCCUGGUGGAGUCCAUGAACAUCUUCGAGACCAUUGUCAACAACAAGCUCUUCUUCAACGUCUCCAUCAUCCUGUUCCUCAACAAGACGGACCUGCUGGUGGAGAAGGUGAAGACUGUCAGCAUCAAGAAGCACUUCCCGGACUUCAGGGGCGACCCGCACAGGCUGGAGGACGUGCAGCGCUUCCUGGUCCAGUGUUUCGACCGGAAGCGGCGGAACCGCAGCAAGCCCCUGUUCCACCACUUCACUACCGCCAUCGACACCGAGAACAUCCGCUUCGUGUUCCACGCCGUGAAGGACACCAUCCUGCAGGAGAACCUGAAGGACAUCAUGCUGCAGUGACGGGCCGCCCUCGCCCCGCCGGCCCUCCCUGGCCCCACCGGCCGCGGGCCGGCCUGCCCGCCUGCGCGAGGUCCCGACCCCGAGCCCUGGACACCGGGCUCGGGGUGCGAGGCCCACGCUCGGCCGCAGGAGGGGGCGCGUGGACGCAGCUACUGAACCCUGGGGACUCGUGAAACUACUGAAAGUCCAGCGGUCACUGUGACGUUGCCGUGUGACGCCUGAACACAGCUUUCUCUUCUCACAGAAGCCGCUCCUUUUCUGACACAGUUUAAUCGGGGACUGCGUGUCUGCACACAUGCUCUGUUUUAGUGACCGAGACGCAAACAGCGGCGUCUCUUCUCUCCAACUAGUGAGUGCUUGGUGGGGCAUUGCCUGGCGGGGUCCUAGGAGUUUGGAGGAGGGGGAGUGCGGGCUGAGCUCCGGGGGGCCCACCACCACCUCCCCGAGGGGGCGCGUUGCCUUUUCAGUCUCUGGUGCCAAUUUUCUGAGAGGCCCCGGCCGUUAGGUUAGAGGUGGGGAGUGAGAGCCCGCAGGGGCCUUGCCUUAACGCCCCCACACCUGUGCCUUCCUCCUGCCUGUCCUAUCGGCCAUGGCCCGCGGGGGAGGUGUGGGCCGGGUGCUGCCUUGAAUCCCCCCUCCUCUUCGCAUGGGGUGGGGGGUGGUGCCUGCUUGCCCUGUGCCCACCCCUGCCCCUCCGCAGAGCCCUCACACCAGCUGGUCUUGCGGACUGCCCUCCAUCUCCCAGUCGUCUCACACGUGUGGUCGGCUCGGGGAGCCCGCCUUCUCUGCGGGAAGCCGCGUGCCCCCUCCUCUCGGGGCCCCCUGAGAGCUGGCGGCGGGGCCCGCAGCGCCUCCCUUAACACCCCAGGCUCCGCUGCCUCCCUAGAUGGCAGGUUCUCAUCACGGUCCCUCGCUUCCACUAACACACACACACUUAUCGGAAACACUGUUGGCCGAGGCCGCCUCUGGGGGCUGCUGCGGAGGCUGAAGUGGCGCCGUGUGCCGUGAGCCUGACCCUCGGGGAACGUGUCUGGCUGCCCUGCCCAGGUGUCUCUCACUGUGUUUAAAAAUACAUUGCAUUCCAAACCAGUCCCCGCCACAUAUGACUCUGCUCAACAGUGUCCGGCGUGCUGAGGCCUUGUCCAGCAUUUAAACAAGGAAAAGGCUUCCUCCACCAGCGGCCCAGCCUGUGCCUGUGGCUGAGGGCCGCGCUGCUCCCAGCCUGCGUCCCAGUGGGGGUCCUGCUCCCCUUCACCAGCAGAUAAACUGAUCCAGCUCAUGGCAGAUGCUGGCCCAGAAGGAAAGGGAGGGGCAGACAUGCUUCUGAGUCAUCCUUGUUAUCCAGCAUUUAAUGAGGAGACAGCGUGAAAUCCUGUUUCUCUCUGGGCCCUCAAGAUUUCCUGUCCAUGUUUGCUGGGUUUGGGCUCUUUUUGGCUGGAGAAAAGUUGCUGUUUUUGUACUGCUUCCUGUGGCUCUUUGUAAACCGAAAGGACGUGCCCGGGAUCAGGGCCAGUGACCGAGGUUUAAAGGAGAAAGAACCCUCUGGAUGGACUGUGUCCGGGCAUCCUGAGACCCCACCGUCCUCGGGGCUCAGGCGCCCCUCGCCCACAGGUUCCCAUCGCACAUGUGUGUGCAGAUCCACGCUCUUCUGCCAACCUGGAAACCACCCCUUGAGCUGGCAGAGGCGGCGGCCCCGAGGUGGGUGUGGCCAGCUUUUGAAUGGCUUGCUGGCAAGUUGGCAUCCACCUGGUCAGGGAGCGCGGUUUGUCCUUCAGACGGUCAGUCGUGGCUGCCGGCUCACCCUCAGAUCCGGGAGCGAGCUCACAUUGAGGGGCCGUGACUGUGCUGAUGUAUCCUGGGAGGCAGGGCACGGCCUGGCCCAGACCUGACCCACUUCCUUCCCUUCGGCCAGGAGCAGUCCUCGUGCUGAGCUGAGCGGGCGUGAGCGCACUCAGCCCUCCGUUCCAGGAUCUGUGCUCGUCAGAAACAGGGACGGCUCCGCAGGCACCCCUGAAACCAUCCGCAGCCUUUCCACACAUAGUCAGGGUCACUUCUCUCCCAGCCGUAGGCCUUGGCAUUGUUUUAGUCUCACCGUCACCGCGAUUUGCUCUUCUAUGUUCAGAUGUUGGAGCAGGAGAUGGUCCGCCUCAUCGGUCAGUGCAAAGGUGCGACAAUGAACCUCCUCGAACGAAGACUUCCUCCUCCUCCUCGUCGUCACUCGGUUCACGCCUGAGGAC